This is a messenger RNA of Cyclocybe aegerita, 1905 nucleotides long. The record is from the annotation of a GenBank genome assembly. NCBI's taxonomy places the organism in Eukaryota, Fungi, Basidiomycota, Agaricomycetes, Agaricales, Hemipholiotaceae.
AUGUCAACCAAGACUCUCUGUACGAAAUGCAGCUCUCCACUCCCAAUAAUACCCCUUCUAUCCCAGAUAUUAUCGAUCCUCAAAAUCCCUUGUCCAGAAUGCAAGAGGCACGUCGAGCUUCACCAGAAUGACCUCUCCAAAGCCCGCGUCCUCGCAGCCGACGUUUUGUCGACGAUCUUUCUUCUCACCUUGCCUCCGACAAGUUCGCGUGAAGUCCAGUUUGGCACAAGUAUCGAAGGGUCCGAACCUUGGAUCUUAUCACAAGUUUGCCGCAGUUGGCGCGCCGUCGCAUUUACCACCCCAACCCUAUGGACAGGGUUUCCCUGCUUCCAAAUCACCAGUGACAUGCCUAACAGCGAUUCAGGCACCGGAGGCCUCUUACGCAAAUCAUUAACCAUGUUCCCUUCGACUCAAUUCCCAAUCAACAUCAGCCUGGACCACCAUGAACCAGGUUCGGGCUCUCGGGAAAAUCUUGUAACGCAAGUCCUGCUCCCCCAUUCCAAUCGCUUCGAUCAUCUCUACAUAUCAUCCCUCUCAAAAGACAUCGAAUCCUUCUUUGCAUGUGUCAAAGGAAAUUUGGCCUCUUUGAAGUCGCUGAGCUUACAUAUAACUCGGACGAAUGUGGGUUACGUAGAACCCCCUUCAUCACCAAUAUCCGCCUUCGCCCAUGCACCGUUGCUCGAUGAUUUCACCUAUUUCUCAACAAAACUUUUCAGCUGGAGGAAUUUACAGAACUGGAUAUUGCUACCGUGGUCUCAACUGCAACGCUUCUCUGCAACAAUGAUCGACCCCAGUAGUAUCAUCCUUAUUCUCAGCACAGCCAAGGCUCUUAAAGAAUGUCAAAUCAAUAAUUGCACGAUACCAGACAAAGGGCAUCCCAUAUGGUCAUCCGCUGUCCAACAAAUGCCCAGUAUUCCAUCUGUGACCAACACUUCCGUCAGCAUGUUUUACCUUUGCAGCUUGGAAGUUUCCGACCUCGCGGAGCAUAUAUUGUCCCAUUUGACACUGCCUUCUCUCCGCAAGCUUUCACUGAGUGUCCAAAACAUCGCGGUUGCGCCGAUAAAUGGAUUUAUCUCUCGAUCCUCGUGCACUCUGACGUUCUUCGAGUUAGAAAGUCGUUUUGGCUGCACUGGCGAUCUAGCCGGUCUGCUCGCUCUCCUCCCAGCCGUAACCAACCUCCACAUUCCUAUCAUGCCUGACAUCUUCAGCACUAUACUCAGCACGUGUGAAGGUCAUCCCCUUCCCUUCCCUGCCAGAGGGCAACACCUCUACUUGACGAUCCCUGAGGGAUCUGAAGGAGAUGUGUUGUACGCAUAUGACAGUGAACCCACAAUUGCUGAUUUACGCUCUCGUUACCGUACCAAACUCUCAGCCAUUGUGUCGAGACUUCGCAAAGCAAUACCUUAUGAAACGGUUAUCGUCGCCGGAAAUGGCCCCAUGCAUGAAACUUUUUAUACCCUCGAUGGGCGGUCGAAAGACAGCGUCGAUCGUGGCCUCCUUUCAACCUGGGAUACCAUAUUGGAAGAGAUAUGCAAAACGGCUCGGAGCGGUUGGGUGACAACAAAGGUCGAUGCGCUGAUGAAAGUGUUAUCCGAAAUCGAGGCGCACCCCCAUAUCGACACCUGCUACCUUCGUAAUGCUUUAAUCAGGUGUUAUACCCUCCCUGAUGUUCUCUCUCUCAUCCCUGAUGGUAUGGCUAUUGUCCGGUAUCGUAUCGAGGCUAUCCUGGAGAAAUGGGCGUCUUCUGUGGAUGCUUCCCUCCACGAGGUUGGGUGGAUGGAGACCGAGCUUAGUUGGGUCCUGGUUCAUGCCCAGAGACGAGGGUCCCUCCGACUGCAACGCCGGGAGCGGUCCAAGUAUCGGUUCGCUCCGUUCAACGUCGAAAAUGGAUUUGUCACUGUGUGA